This is a messenger RNA of Phalaenopsis equestris, 663 nucleotides long. RefSeq names its product serine carboxypeptidase-like 16. Bases 61 to 639 code for a protein of 192 amino acids. Gene Ontology annotation, molecular function: serine-type carboxypeptidase activity; acyltransferase activity, transferring groups other than amino-acyl groups. NCBI's taxonomy places the organism in Eukaryota, Viridiplantae, Streptophyta, Magnoliopsida, Asparagales, Orchidaceae. The record is from RefSeq and is a predicted model, not a curated record. The transcript has 5 exons. Gene Ontology annotation, biological process: proteolysis; secondary metabolic process.
AAGGGAAAUAUCACGGGACAAGUUGCGUGCUAGAGUUUCAUUAUUCCCACUCUUCAAAAGAUGUAUUUCUUCUUCUUCGUCCUUCUCUUCCUGCAUCAAUGGCUGCGUUGUCUCUGUGCUGUUAAUCAUGUCACUCAUCUCCCGGGCUUUCAUGGCGAACUACCCUUCCAUUUAGAGACUGGAUAUGUGUCUAUAGAUGACGUCAGCGGAGCGGAGUUGUUCUAUUACUUCGUGGAGUCGGAUAGGAAACCCGAGGAGGAUCCUCUCAUCCUUUGGCUAUCUGGCGGGCCGGGCUGUUCGGGCUUUGAGGGCCUGGCUUUGGAUAUGGGACCUCUUAAUUUUAAAGUUGAUAAUUUUGAUGGCAACAUUCCAACCAUAGUUGUUAAUCCUUAUUCAUGGACAAAGAUUGCUAAUAUGAUCUUCUUGGAUUGGCCUGUUGGUACUGGAUUCUCCUACUCCAUGACUGAUGAAGACUAUAUCACUGAGGAUAUUCAGGCCAAAGGAAAUAUCCUUAAAUUUCUCAGAAAGUGGUUCUUGGGUCAUCCAAAUUUCAUGCUGAAUCCUUUCUACGUGGGUGGUGACUCCUAUGGUGGGAAGAUGGCUACACUUGUUUCUCAUGACAUUGUUGAAGGUAAUUAGUUAGCCAAUUUUCUUAUAAACGUU